This is a messenger RNA of Gastrolobium bilobum, 1898 nucleotides long. RefSeq lists its product as uncharacterized. NCBI's taxonomy places the organism in Eukaryota, Viridiplantae, Streptophyta, Magnoliopsida, Fabales, Fabaceae. The coding region runs from base 75 to 1898 and encodes 607 amino acids. The transcript is spliced from 3 exons. The record is from RefSeq and is a predicted model, not a curated record.
GGGAAGGUAUCAUAUCCAAAAGCAUUCUGGUUUCUCACUGGUGUAUAAGUUAAGGUAAAAUUUCGAGGCUCGGCAUGUUCAGGUUCUCUCCCCAGAGAAAUCCAAGAUCCAGAGGCUUCAAGGUGAAGCAUGCUCUACAAAUAUGUGUUCUGCUUGGCGUUUGUGUCUGGCUGGCUUAUCAAGUUGGACACUCUCGUGACGAGAAAGCAUCCUAUGGUGAAACUACAAAAUCUGGCAGUGAGGUUGUCAAGUUAGGGAGGAAGGACCCCCAUCCUUAUGUGGGGCAAUCUCCUGUCAUAGAAGCAAGGAGCAAGGAGGAGGAGGAUGAAGAAGAAAGCAAGCAUGAAGAGCAAAACAAGCUAGACGAUGUUAAUGAGAAUGACAAUAAGGCCAACAAGGAGAGUGAUAUUGUAAUGAAGGAGAAUGAAGAAAACAAAAAUGAGGGGGAGGGCAAUGAAAGUAGAGAGAUUAGUGAGGAAAAAAGUCAGCAAGAAAAUGAAGAGACAAGAGAGACAAGGAUGGACAAUAAGGAGAAUGAAGAGAUCAACCAAAACAAAACUGAAGCGAAGGAACAUGUGGAGGGAAAUCAUGAGGAAGUUAGUAAAAAAGAUAACGAGGAGAGCAAUGCAACACAAAAUAAGAGAGAAGAUAAUGAUAUGAUUAGGGAAGUGGUUUCAUCUGAAGAACGAGUUCAGGAUGGGAAAAGGAACAGUGAGGAGCCUAGAGAGGAUCAUUAUGCCGAAGAUAAUAAUGCCUAUAGUGCUGUAGGUUUUAACAAGACACAACAAUCUGACAAAACAGAAAAGAUUGAAUUGGUGGACUCUCAGACAAAUGGUACUGAAGUAACUCAUCUUGAUCACAAUGAGCCGGUGUCAAUUGUAACAGAACCAGAAACUACAGAAGUGACUGAUUCUGCUGUCACAACAACCAACCAAGGAAAUGGUAGUGAGAAUCAGGCUGAGACAAAGAAUGAUUCGCAGAAAAGUUCCAUUAUAGAGUCAGAUGAGCAGCGGAAUGAUGGUGUGGAAACUCUUCACUUGCAGAAUGGGACUGGCACAACAUCUAAUACAACUGAAAAACAGUUUAAACCAUCAGAAAACUCCAACUCCAAGGUAGAGGACUCCAGCUUGCACAAUACAACGCUAAAAACGGAAGAUUCACAAGCUGAUUCAACCUUUACAGAUUCCUCAGGAGCUCACGAGAGCAAUGUGACUAAUGGGGGAUAUAAGGAUACCUUUGCUAAUUCUGCUCUGAGAGAAAAUACCAACAACAAUUCCAUCCAAGAAGGUCUACCUGAAAAAAUUUUAUCUUCCAAUUCAAAUGGCAAUAAAGAUGCUAGCCAAGAGGUGCAACUCACUUCCUCUGAUACAUCAUCAGAACCAAAGAAAGAUGAAUCCUUCAAGUCGGUGAAUAGUACUGAUUCUGGGCAGAAUGACAGUGUGAACUAUGUUCAGAGCAACACAAACAGCGAUGGAAGUACUAAUAGCAACAUAGAUGCAAGCCAAGUCAAUUCCUCCGAUAGUGAUACUUCAUCCCAACAAAACAGAGAGGCAUCCUCAAGUUCAAAAGUUAGCGAUAAUGCUGGCCAGAAUAACCCAAACCACAAGGAAAAUGCAAAUGACAAUGGAAAUGAUAGCCAUGAUGAACUAGUCAAUGCUUCUGAUUCUUCCAUUCCUGAACAGAAAGUUGCAUACUCAAAGAAUAAUGAUGAUGCAGGGCAGGUUGAGAAUGAGAAAACUGUUCAGAGCAAGACAAGUGAAAAUGAAGAUGGAGCUCAAAAUGAAUCAGUGGUAUGGCAAAAAGAGAAAGAAGAAUCAACACACUCAGAUGGCCACAGCAGUUCUAAAUUGAAUGAUCGAGGCAGUUCUGAUUCUUCAAAUCCCCAGGAUGUCGAAUAA